AUGAAAUUUAACCAAGAAAUUGGUUUUUCAUAUGACCGAAAUAAAUGUGAAAUGAUUUCAAUUGAUGAUGAAAAUGCACCCAAGGAUGAGAUACUAUUUCAAUGUGAAAUAUGUGGGAAAUCUUUCUCAACAAAUUUGGCUUUAUCUGUACACAUUGAAAUACACAAAAAAAGGACACCAUUAAUGGAACACAUGAAAGUGGGGAUUGAGCAAGGAACUUCCAAGUGUGGAGAUUGUGGUAAAUCUUUGUCUGACUGUGGUUGCCAAUCUAAGAAUAAUGAAAUAUCCGGCCAGAUUUAUUGCUGUGAAGUGUGUGAAGAAUCGUUUGAAACUGAUUUACGCUUGAUUGAACACAGUCGCUCACAUGUUGGUAAAGGAUACCAUCACUGUUUAGACUGUGGAAAAUUCUUCUUAGCCAAAAAAUCAUUAAUGAAACACAUUCGUGUACACUUUGGUGAAGAACCUUACUGCUGUGAAAUUUGUGGUAAAACUUUUGCUCAGUAUGGUGCCUUAACUCAGCAUAAAGUGUUGCACAAUAGCGAGAAUGAAUAUCUGUGUAAAAUUUGUAGCAAAUCAUUCUCUGAAAGUUGUAAACUGUUGGAGCAUGCUUCAACAAUACUCAGUAUAUCUACUUUGAUUGAGAAAGCUCUUGUUGACUAUGUACUUAUUGAGGAAAUUGUUAAUAUAAUGUCAGAAAUCAAUCAUCCUUUGUUGAUGCAUAGGAUAAUGGCAGUGUCAUCACAUGGUGUUUGUACAUGA
This is a messenger RNA of Octopus bimaculoides (California two-spot octopus), 759 nucleotides long. RefSeq lists its product as uncharacterized. NCBI's taxonomy places the organism in Eukaryota, Metazoa, Mollusca, Cephalopoda, Octopoda, Octopodidae. The record is from RefSeq and is a predicted model, not a curated record. Gene Ontology annotation, biological process: regulation of gene expression. Gene Ontology annotation, cellular component: nucleus.